UUUUGGAGCAGCAGUUUCCAGUAGUGGCUAGUGUGUAUGUUGAUAAAUUGGACCAGUAACUACAGGAAAUAUCUUACCUUUUCCUGAACAAUUAGUCACUGAAGGUUGAUAGUUAUCAAUAGGAAAGUGGAUCACUAUCUACCACAUGUGCCAGAUCAGUCAAGCUGUGAUGGAAUGCAGACCUGCAGGCCACUAACAGCAACAAUCUGGUUGAUCAAUCAAUCAAAAUAAAGCCUGACCUCAGGCUUGGAUGUAAGGAGAGAAUAACCCUCAAACACAUCACAGGACCUAAAACGUCAGCCCUGAAGGGUGACUAGUCGCUAGUCAGGGUGGCCUACGAGUCAAUGCAUCAGCCGGACGGGCCAGGAACAACGAGCAAUGUUGAAUUCUGAACGUGAAUUCUCGGUGAAAAUGGGCUGGCCAGUCAGUAGUUAAAACCAGUGUUUUAACCAACCAUUCGUCCAGAACACUCGAAUCUUUCGACAAACAAUCCAUCAAACAAGAACUCUUUUCACGAAGCAUUUUCUCAUUGCACUCUCCAAAUCCCAGAGAAGAGAACUCCCGUUAUCACACACCGUCUUCUAUCUAACGACCCCUACAACGCACCAUUUUUUCCACUCAACACGCCAUCUUCCAUCCAACCAUCCCCCACAACACUAUUAUCCAUCCAACGACCACAGCAACGUACCACCCAUCCAACGACCCUCCGCAACACACCAUCUUCCACCCAACCACCCCCGCAAAACAACAUCUUUCAUCCAUCACCCCCGCAACGCACCAUUUUUCAUCCAACGAUCCCCGCAAUACAUCAUCAUCCAUCCAACGACCCUUAAAAAACACCAAGAUAUCAAGCUGCUCAAGCAAGUGAGAGAGUAAAGCAGAUACUGCUAGUUCCCAAGAGACAUCAGAAGGAAAGAAGAUACUGCAGGAUGGAACCCUUCACGUGGGGAAUCAUAGUAGUGGGUGUCAUCAUCGCUCUCCAGGUGGCUCUGGUAGUGACAGUUGAGAAGAGGCAAGCUGCUGCCGCCGCUGCUGCUGCAGUUGAAGCCUUGCGUAAACACAAGAGCGCGUCCCACGACAAACCAACUGACAAAAAGCUGCUAUAAAACAAGAUUAUAAAAGGUCUAGUUAGAACAAAGUACCAUGACGAAGUUAUAGUUGCACUUAAAUCCAACCACAUCAACACUGACAAGACACCCCACGAUAUUAACAUUACACGGCCACUCAUCACAUGAUAACAAUGAAAGAGGAAUAUCUGUGUAAGACGUGCAACGUAUGCAAACAUUAAUAAGGAAACGUUUUGUCCAUCAGGAACUUUGUCAAUCCAAUGAUAAAGUCCCUAGUGACAUUAUCAAUCCAAUGAUCCACAAAGCCACCAAGGGGCUUCAUCAAACAUUACACUGAUAAAGCAUCUGGUGGCUUUAUAAUUCUAAUGUUGCUGAUGUUUUAUUUACACACUUAUCAUUAUAAACUACCUUUUCUGAUACACUUAAGACUUAUACCUGCGACCAAUUUCCAGGAUUUUACUUUCGAAGCCUGGCUUAGGCCACACUUGAUUGCCUGAUCAAAGUGGAUGUUGCUGUAUAUUUUUUUUAUCACACUGGCCGAUUCCCACCAAGGCAGGGUGGCCCGAAAAAGAAAAACUUUCACCAUCAUUCACUCCAUCACUGUCUUGCCAGAAGGGUGCUUUACACUACAGUUUUUAAACUGCAACAUUAACACCCCUCCUUCAGAGUGCAGGCACUGUACUUCCCAUCUCCAGGACUCAAGUCCGGCCUGCCGGUUUCCCUGAACCCCUUCAUAAAUGUUACUUUGCUCACACUCCAACAGCACGUCAAGUAUUAAAAACCAUUUGUCUCCAUUCACUCCUAUCAAACACGCUCACGCAUGCCUGCUGGAAGUCCAAGCCCCUCGCACACAAAACCUCCUUUACCCCCUCCCUCCAACCUUUCCUAGGCCGACCCCUACCCCGCCUUCCUUCCACUACAGACUGAUACACUCUUGAAGUCACUCUUUCGCUCCAUUCUCUCUACAUGUCCGAACCACCUCAACAACCCUUCCUCAGCCCUCUGGACAACAGUUUUGGUAAUCCCGCACCUCCUCCUAACUUCCAAACUACGAAUCCUCUGCAUUAUAUUCACACCACACAUUGCCCUCAGACAUGACAUCUCCACUGCCUCCAGCCUUCUCCUCGCUGCAACAUUCAUCACACAUGCUUCACACCCAUAUAAGAGCAUUGGUAAAACUAUACUCUCUUACAUUCCCCUCUUUGCCUCCAAGGACAAAGUUCUUUGUCUCCACAGACUCCUAAGUGCACCACUCACCCUUUUCCCCUUAUCAAUUCUAUGAUUCACCUCAUCUUUCAUAGACCCAUCCGCUGACACGUCCACUCCCAAAUAUCUGAAUACAUUCACUUCCUCCAUACUCUCUCCCUCCAACCUGAUAUCCAAUCUUUCAUCACCUAAUCUUUUUAUCCUCAUAACCUUACUCUUUCCUGUAUUCACUUUUAAUUUUCUUCUUUUGCACACCCUACCAAAUUCAUCCAUCAAUCUCUGCAACUUCUCUUCAGAAUCUCCCAAGAGCACAGUGUCAUCAGCAAAGAGCAACUGUGACAACUCCCACUUUAUGUGUGAUUCUUUAUCUUUUAACUCCACGCCUCUUGCUGUAUAUAGAGCCAUCAAAGCCCGGCUAAUCGGGAUUUUGUACAAAAUACCACAAGGACAUUCCCUCCCGCCCCGUCCUCGAUACUAUAUACAACUACAAACAACUAUACACCAACAUGAAAAUGCCAAAAAGCUUUGUGUAUUAAAUGGCUCUCUUAAUUUGUCAUAAUGAUAUCAAACCUGUAACCAAAAUGAGCUCACUGAAAUUUCUAUCUACACUUCGUGAAAAUAAAAGAUUUUGAGUUGAUCUGAUUUUAAUUUCUGAUUAGGCAGCAAAAGCGCCACUAUACGACACUACAAGUUAUUGAUGUUCCCGAGACAAGCCACCAUCAUCAUUAAGAAGUGUGAAGGCUAAUAAAGGUGAAACCGGGAAGAAGCUUAUUCACACUCGCCCCUCAAGGGUGGAUCCUUGACGAUGGCGAGGGGCUCUUGAUCUAGGGAACUGUAUCUGUGCUCCAGUUCCUUGAAUUGUCUGAAUACCUUACAUCCCCCUCCCCGGUACUGUAUAAUCCGUAUGAUUUUAGCACUCCUCCAUGAUUAUAAUAAUUAUUCACACUCGACAUCAUAAGUCACUAAGCGUCACUCGCCUCUCAGUUGACUUCUAGUAAUAUUACCUCCACUCUAACACCCCCACCCACCACCCACAAGAAACAUUUACUGGAGGCCAUAAACAAACACUUGCUUCAGACGAGCACCACGCAGAAUUCUUCACUAAACCGCCUAAGGGAGGUGACAGAAAUGUUUGCAGGUUAUACCAACUGAGUGGAAGAUUUCCAAUCUCUGAUUUCCAGUCUCUAGUGAACUGAAGGGAGCGUUUAAAAUCUCUGGGGUACUAACUGGAGUGUUGACAAUCUCAGGUAUACUACAUUAAACAUUCCAAUUUUUGCUGCGCCGAAUGAAAUCUCUCCAGAUCUCAGGGACCUGCUUGCAAGUACCAGCGCUUACAAUAUAUAAGACGUUAAUAUAAGAGAGCCAGCUAAGUUCCUUGAUAUCUGAAACUCUUAAGAGCUCAACGCACAACCUUAGCAAUGUAAGAAGCACCCUCAGAUCAACAAUUAUAUAUAAGUGCACCUUGGGAAGACUGUUGCACUUUCCUUGAUGAGCCAGCCUGUGGUAGUGACUGGAAAUAAGUCACUCUGUCUGACUUUUUUGGGUUAUCCCAGAUUCUCUACACAUAUGCUGCUAUGCAUGAUAAUUCUAUGUAACUGUAUUUGUGUAUACCUGAAUAAACUUACUUAGAACCACCAACCCCUAACCCACUAUCACUAACCCCUAACACAACAUCCCAGCAUAGUAUGUUUUAUUAAUUCACCAUAAAUAUAAUCAGAACUAAGCGCUAAACCCAAAAGGGUCAUACAGGGCUGAGUAAUAAUAAUAAUAAUCCAAUCGAUAUUUUCAUCUGCUUUAUUAAGGGCAUUUCCACCUAAAGUAUCUUCAAGGCUUUAUUAAGCUUAAAUAGGGAAUUCACUACUCAGCACGCUACUGUUAAAAAAAAUAAAGUCAGCAUCUUAAUAAAAUUGUCUUUAUUUAUCUUACUAAUCACUGACGAACGUAACUACAAAUGUACAUAAUUUAUACUGUAAUGUGUGUGAGACAAGACCACAAGGUAGGUCUUAGUGUGAGACAAGUCUCCCGUUCUCUCUCUCUCUCUCUCUCUCCUGUUCACCCCCUGUUCUCUCUCUCGCUCUCUUGUUCUCUCUCUUGCUCCUGUUCUCUUGCUCUGUCUCGCUAUCCUGUUUUCUCGCUCUGUCUCGCUAUCCUGUUCUUUCUCGCUGAUCUACUCACGUAAAGAAAAAUCUAAUGAUACAUUUUCGGUAAAAUUACAAAUUGCCCAACGGAGGCCGGCUGUAAUUUGAAGAUAGGAAUGUUCGAAUCGCUGCCUCUCACUUUACUGUGAUGGUACAGCUGUUUACACUAACUCUCAUUGUAUUACUAUUUCUUUUCUCACUAUAGGACACCAAAUUAUACACCUUUACCAAUGGAAAAACAUAUAAAGAGCGUUUGAUGCAAUGAGAUAUCAAGAAAAUUUAAAGACACAGACGAGGGAAGAAUCGAACAUGUCAACAUGCUGUCACAGAUAUCAAGUCUUGCCAUUUUUUUUCUUUGACUGAUAGGAAUAAAAUCACAACCUAUCUUCCAACUGAUUCUGCAAAUAAUACUCUUCAGAUACAGUGGAAACUCUAUUCAAGAAUAAAGAUAAAAAAUAUAGACAAAAUAUAGUAAAAGGACAAGUUAAAGGAACUCGGUGGCAUCACCGUUGCUGUCAACUGGUGACUGGACACACUGAUAUCAGCUGAUUUGAAGGAGGGAGGGAGAUGAGGAGGGGGAGGGAUGGAGGGAGAGGUAGAUUGGGUGGAGGGGAGAGAGAGGAAUAGGAACUUCAUGGAGUGACAAUAAGAGCACCAUAGAGGCAAAAGGAACACCAUGGAAGAGCAACAGAACCAUGAAAAAGCAACAGGAGCACCAUGGAGGGGCAAGAAGAGCACCAUGAAAAAGCAACAGGAACACCAUGGAGGGGCAAGAAGAGCACCAUGAAAAAGCAACAGGAGCACCAUGGAAGAGCAACAGAACCAUGAAAAAGCAACAGGAGCACCAUGGAAGAGCAACAGGAGCACCAUGGAAGAGCAAUAGGAGCACAAUACAGGGACAACUGGAGCACCAUGGAAGGAUAACAGGAGUACUAUGGAGGGACAACAGAACCACCAUAGAAAAAACAACAGGAGCACCAUGGAAAAAGCAACAGGAGCACCAUGGAAAAAGCAACAGGAGCACCAUUGAAAAAACAACAGGAGCACCAUGGAAGAGCAAAAGGAGCACCAUGGAAAAAGCAACAGGGGCACCAUGGAAAAACAACAGGAGCACCAUGGAAAAAGCAACAGGAGCUCCAUGGAAAAAACAACAGGAGCACCAUGGGUUAAGCAAAAGGAGCACCAUGGAAGAGCAACUGGAGCACCACAGAGGGACAACAGAAGCACCAUGGAAGGAGCAAAAGGAGCACCAUAGAGGGACAACAGAAGCACCAUGGAAAAAGCAACAGGGGCACCAUGAAAAAAACAAGAGCACCAUGAAAAAAGCAAGAGGAGCACCAUGGAAGAGCAACUGGAGCACCACAGAGGGACAACAGAAGCACCAUGGAAAGAGCAAGAGGAGCACCAUGGAAGACCAAGAGGAGCACCAUGGAAAGAGCAAGAGGAGCACCAUGGAAGACCAAGAGGAGCACCAUGGAAGAGCAAGAGGAGCACCAUGGAAGAGCAAAAGGAGCACCAUGGAGGGACAACAGAAGCACCAUGGAAAGAGCAACAGGAGCACCAUGGAAGAGCAAGAGGAGCACCAUGGAAGAGCAAAAGGAGCACCAUGGAAGGGCAACUAGAGCACCAUGGAGGGACAACAGAAGCACCAUGGAAGAGCAAGAGGAGCACCAUGGAAGAGCAAGAAGAGCACCAUGGAAGAGCAAAAGGAGCACCAUGGAAGGGCAACUAGAGCACCAUGGAGGGACAACAGAAGCACCAUGGAAGAGCAAGAGGAGCACCAUGGAGGGACAACAGAAGCACCAUGGAAGAGCAAGAGGAGCACCAUGGAAGAGCAAGAGGAGCACCAUGGAAGAGCAAGAGGA
Cherax quadricarinatus is the source of this 6276-nucleotide messenger RNA. The record is from RefSeq and is a predicted model, not a curated record. Lineage: Eukaryota; Metazoa; Arthropoda; Malacostraca; Decapoda; Parastacidae.